Molecule: messenger RNA, 873 nt
Organism: Juglans regia (Persian walnut)
Lineage: Eukaryota; Viridiplantae; Streptophyta; Magnoliopsida; Fagales; Juglandaceae
Exons: 3
Coding region: 1-873 (290 amino acids)
Source: RefSeq, a predicted model, not a curated record
AUGGACGAAUUAGCCAGGAAGACUCCGACCACUUUGCAUGAAUUCAAGGACAAAGCCGACGACUUUAUCAAUGUAGAAGAUACAUUGCGGGCACUAACAACACCCAUACGCUCUGAGAAGGAACGAUCAGAGGACCAUGUGAAGAAAGGAACUUUGAAGAGGGAUCGAGAUGGAAGCUCAAAAACAAAGAAAGGUCAAUAUGAGGAAAGGCGGGAGACGAGCAAAAGGGCAAACUACCCUCGAACAUAUGGUCACCGUACAGAGGAUUGUCGUGCAUUAAAGCAGACGAUUGAAGAGAUGCAAAAUAAUGGAGAACUUGAGAGGUGGAGGACCUACUUCGUCAGGGCGGAAAACUAUGCUUGGCAAGAUAGGUACAAGGAAGUUUUUAGCAUGGGAAGACCAGAGAAGCAACCCAAACUACAUUCACCCAUCACGAUAUCCUUUGGCGAGGAUGACUGCAAAGGAGUGCUUUACUCACAUGACGAUGCUUUGAUAGUCACCAUGUUAAUAGCCAACUAUACCACCCAAAGAAUCUUGAUAGACAAUGGGAGCUUAGCAGAUAUCUUAUUAUGGGAAUUGUACGAGAAGAUGGGAAUUGGGCCAGGUCGGCUACGCCCAGCCCCUAUGACGUUAAAAGGUUUCUUUGUUAAGACAGUUCAACCUGUGGGAUCCAUCGCCUUACCAGUCAUAGUGGGAUCCAGCCUGAGCACAACCACCACAAUGAUAGACUUUCUUGUAGUAAGAACUCGGUCAGCUUACAACACCAUAAUUGGUCACCCGACUCUGAAUGCGAUCAAGGCGAUAACAUCCACCUAUCAUCUAAAAGUGAAAUUCCCCACAAAAGCGAGCAUUGGUGAAGUAUGUGGUGAGUAG